Molecule: messenger RNA, 744 nt
Organism: Symbiodinium natans
Lineage: Eukaryota; Dinophyceae; Suessiales; Symbiodiniaceae
Source: the annotation of a GenBank genome assembly
AUGGCUCAUCCUUCUGGCAGCCAGGGCUUGGCGCAGAACGUGGCGCCACGAGUAUCCCUGGAGUCAUCUUCAUCCUCGUCUAUGUCUUCAUGGGUUCUCCAUCUUCAGCGCGCCAUCCAGGCUGACCUGAGCGAUUCUGCCGAGUCUGCCGGCCAAAAGAACGCGCUCAAUGAAGGUCCUGACAAUGAUGAGCUCGACGAGAAUGAAUCUGAUCUCGAGCGGCCUGUGUCAGCAGGCGAGCAAGGCCAGCAGCAGAAGAUCGCCUGCGACCCAUGCUUGUUCUUUUUCAGCAAGCGAGGCUGCAGGAAUGGCUCAGCAUGCAAGUACUGUCACUUGGACCAUGUUCAUAGCCAUCGUCCUGCGCAGAGGCCUCGCAAACAAACACGUGACCGCUACAAACGACACAUUCUUCAACUUGUUCAAGACCAGGAUGAUCUCGAACACAUUCAAGACGAGCUGCAGGAGGUAUCGCGCAAGAAACCCUAUAUGCGCAACUUUUUGCAGGGCUAUUUGGAAGGAAGAGCGUCCAGCGCCGUCAAUGUCGCCUCGCCCGCGCAGCCCAAGUCAAUGCCGCGUCUGCCGGGGAUUCAGACGAAUGCGCCCGACGACCAAAGUUGCUCUUCCUGCAGUGCUCCCUCGCCAAGUAUUCCAGGAUUGCCACCGUCGUCUGCAGCAUCUGCUCAGCCCGCGGACACAGGAUAUCAACCGCGGCAAGAUGCAAUUGUGCAGCGAUUCAGUUUGUGA